AUGGAUGAACUACCCGAAGAACAAAAGACACCUGUGGCGCGUCAAUCCUCACCAGUUAGAUCGUCACAGAAUUUGGUGUCAUCUCGGGUUAGGUCCAGGUCACGGUAUUCUCUGCCUCCCAAGACUCCAGUGCGAACGCCCAGUCGCACUAGAUCAGGUUCAACUCAACGACUACGAAGAGUUUCAGCUGGAGAGACACCCAAAUUGAAAAGGCAUUCAAACGAUGGGCGGACGACUCCAACCAUAAAAGGAGCACAUGGUAAUUCGCCGCGCAGAAAUUCAAUCAGGAGGGUCCCUACUACUCCCUACGCUCUAAGAGCCCUUAAGACAUUGACCCCAAGAGGAGCCAGAAGACAAUCUGCAGCUAGAGACACUCCCAAUAGAGAGAAUUCACAGUACACCCCGACUAAAGAUCUUAGGUCAUUGAGUCGCCUUUUGUUAAAGGAAAGAAACCAAGGAAACACAGAAAGUCAUAAUUUGUCAACCAUUGAAAAUAAAUCUACAACCGUCCACGAGACUCUUCCUCUUCCCGACCUAAGCGAGUUCACUGAUAUAGCAAUGCCUGAAGGAGUGGUUCAAAGGGGAAUAUUUAGUCCGGCAAAGCCUGAUGACCAGGAACUAUUUGAGGGAAUCAACCAAGAUUUCAAUCAAGACGUGGAGUCUUAUCAAGGUGUUAACGAGAAUAAUGAGAAUGGCACAUUCAGUGAUGAAGAACCGCUUUUUGGCAUGGAUUUAUCAUUGUUGGAGCCGGCAGUAGGAGCAUCACCACCAAAAAAAUCUUCCAAACCUUCCAAAUCAACAAACUCGCUUCUCCCCAAAUCCAUGAUCCUGAAGAUGGUCAAAUUCAAAACUGGACGAACCACAAUUGGCCCUAAUUUAUACCCCACCUUACAAUCCAUAAGUGACGAUUUCUUCACCCAGGUAUCGGAAGACCUGUGCCGUUAUGCCGAACAUGGGCGUCGAUCGAUGGUCAACUUUACCGAUAUCCAACUUUUAACACAACGCAUUAACAAAAACUUGGCAUCAGUAGAUAACAGCACAGAACAUAGCGAUAUUAUGACCUUAGCAAGAGAAUCAUUAGAUCUCGAACAGCUUAUGGAACUUGAGAAUAUGAUGCAUCUCAACCAAAUGCAAAAAUCAACGAAAAAAAAAACUGUAAACUAG
Molecule: messenger RNA, 1164 nt
Organism: Komagataella phaffii GS115
Lineage: Eukaryota; Fungi; Ascomycota; Pichiomycetes; Pichiales; Pichiaceae
Exons: 1
Coding region: 1-1164 (387 amino acids)
Biological process (GO): DNA-templated transcription initiation
Cellular component (GO): transcription factor TFIID complex
Molecular function (GO): protein heterodimerization activity
Source: RefSeq, a predicted model, not a curated record